Babesia microti strain RI is the source of this 1029-nucleotide messenger RNA. RefSeq lists its product as hypothetical. The coding region runs from base 1 to 1029 and encodes 342 amino acids. The record is from RefSeq and is a predicted model, not a curated record. The transcript has 10 exons. Lineage: Eukaryota; Apicomplexa; Aconoidasida; Piroplasmida; Babesiidae.
AUGUCGUGUAGAAGAAGUUUUAAUUUGAACUACGUCACACUGACGCUUUUUACAUUAUUUCUAAAAUAUCAAAUAGAAUUAGUAAAAUGCAAGAAUUUAGCGAAUUAUGUUACUUACACAGUUGCCCCUGAAUACGAAAAAUACGUUGAUGAUACAGAACUCAAAUCCAGGAUCAAUGAUAAACAAUCGCGCAUUGAAACUGAACUUCAAGAUCAGAUUAAACGUGCAAAAACCAUAAAUGAAUCACUUAAGAUUUUGCAGCGGAAUGGUGCCAUCAUAUCUGAUAAUGGAAUGCCUGACGGCAUUAAAUUUCAGGAGUCAACUAUUGGCUUGACGGAAGCACCUGUAUUUCUGAUUGAACCACCACUACUACUACCACUUGAUGAAUUCCAAGAUGACGAAUUUUCUGAAUAUUUGAUGACUAAAUCUGGCCUAAAUCCCAUGCAUAAGUCAGUAGAGGAAGCUGAUAUUGACAAGUUGAUGAAUCCGCAUAACAUCACAGACUUGAAAGAAGCGAAGAUUGCCAAGGCAUUAUUUAAACAGGAGUUAAAACGACUUAUGGAUGAGAAGAAGAUUCUGUUAGAUAGGAUGGAGGAAUUAGAAAUGGAGAUGGCUGUCGAUGGCAGUAAAAGUGCAAAAAGAAAGUUCAGCAACUGCUCCAGGGAAAUACAUGAAUUGGACUCCAAUAUAGAGGAUUACAUGGAUAAAAUAGACAAAGUUAAUAGAGUUAAACGGUCAAUCAUUAAGAGGGAAGGUUAUGACUCUGAGCUGAUCGACGAUGAAAUUGAGAUAGAGAAUAUAGAGAAAGAGCUUAAGGACCAAACACACACAAGCACUGAGGCCUCUAUAAACAAAAAAGAACACCAUGAUAAUAAAACAAAUCGUAACAAAGAUAAAAAUGUAUACUCUAAUAAAUCAAACAAAGAAAGUGAUAAUGAUGAUGACGAUGAUGAGAAAGAUAAUGAAAGUGAGGAAGACACAAAAAAAGAUGAUGAAAUUGAUGUGGAAGACAAUGAAGAUGAGGAUUAA